Molecule: messenger RNA, 717 nt
Organism: Lachancea sp. 'fantastica'
Lineage: Eukaryota; Fungi; Ascomycota; Saccharomycetes; Saccharomycetales; Saccharomycetaceae
Source: the annotation of a GenBank genome assembly
AUGUCUGCGCCUAAGCUGUUGUUUUUACAUGGUUUCUUUCAGAAUGCCAAAGUGUUCUCUGAAAAGUCAUCUGGUAUUAGAAAACUGCUGAAAAAAGCCAAUGUGCAAUGCGACUACCUGGAGGGACCUACGGUUUUGGAGAGAAAAGACCUGCCUUUUGAGCUCGACGACGAAAAAUGGCAGGCUGCCCUCGACGCCCAAGUCAACAAAUCGUGGUUUUACCACUCCGAUAUCUCUAAAGAUCUAGACUUGAGCGAGGCCAUUAAAGCUGUUUCGGAGAAAAUCAAGGCUGACGGUCCUUACGACGGUAUUGUGGGGUUCUCCCAGGGAGCUGCUGUGGCUGCCAUUGUUACCAACAAGAUAACAGAGCUAGUUCCUGACCAUCCCCCAUUUAAAGUGAGUCUUGUGUUUUCGGGCUACUCGUUCACAGAACCAGAUCCGCAAAACGAAGGUCAGCUUCGCAUCACAGAAAAGUUCCAGGACAGCUUCACGCCAAACCCAAAAAAUAACACCAAGAUGUUGUUCGUGUGGGGAGCCAGCGACAUGGCCGUUCCAUGCACGAGAUCCAAGUACAUCCGCGACCUCUACACUGGAGGUGCCGAGACCACCGACCUUGUGAAGUUCUACGAACACCCAGGUGGACACAUGGUGCCAAACAAAAAAGACAUCUUGAGACCCAUCGUGGACGAAAUCUGCUCCGCUGUCGAGUCAAAAUAA